GCUUGUGUGUGAACCUGGUGAGGCUUUAGGACCUUGAGGUUUGCACUGCAAAGAGCAGCUCCUCCUCCCACUGAAGGCUGUUUACGAAGAAAGCUGAGCUCCUCUGACAAAAACAAGGGCUGGGACCCCAGCGAGAGGAGCAGUGUGUCUGAUGCAUUCAGCGCAGGCUCUUCCUCCAUUUUAAACAUUUUGCAUAUAUACAUAUUUCUAUUAUUUUUUUUCUCUAGAGAGAAAGCACGGGAGUGAACCAUGUUGUCGGUCAAUUCAGCCCGUCAGCUCUGCAAAAUGUUCCUCUCUUUGCACCUUGUUUUCCUGAGCGUGGCGUUUGUGCACAGCAGUGCAUCAAAUGGAAAUCAGAAAGACUGCAUGACAUCCAAUGGUGUGGAGUACAGAGGGGAAGAACAUAGCUCCUCUUCAGGUCUGACCUGUCUAAACUGGACCAACUGUACAAGAGACUAUGAUGUUAAAAUCCAUCCUGAUUCACAGACAGGUGUUGGAGAUCACAAUUACUGCCGAAACCCAGACUCCUCUGAGAGGCCUUGGUGCUACAUUGCUGGCCCGGAUGGGACGAUCCAGAGACAAUUCUGUUCCAUCGACACAUGCAAAGAGCAAACCUCUACUGUGGCAGCAAAGGCUGAAUCCCUCAUCCCAACAGAAACAACUCCCUCUACAGAGAGCUCUGCAAAGCCUGCAAAGUCCAGAGUUUCUCAGGGAGAAGUUGCUGCUGUGCAGCCAGUAAUGGGAAUCAGCCAGCGAGUACGCACAGGACCCAAAAAGAAGAAGGACCUGGGCACACUUGGCUAUGUCCUCGGCAUCCUCAUGAUGGCCAUUAUAAUCGUUCUUGGAGUAGGCAUCACACUGGGCUACUUCUAUAAGAGGGGCCAGGACCUAAAGAAACAGCAUGAGCAGCGAGUGUAUGAGCGCGAAAUGCAGAGGAUCACCCUGCCCCUGUCGGCUUUCUCCAACCCCACCUGCGAGCUAGUAGACGAGAACACCAUUGUGAUCACGGCGGAGCACGAAACGACCCCCGUCCUGGAGGAAGUGGAGGGCGGGGACCCCCUCAUGGGCCAGCAAGCGGGUACCCCCGGAGCAUGAGCGGUAGGCGUGUCAUCCUCGAACAGAGGACUUGGAUACGUUUUAGUGGACCAAAACACUCCCACAUCCAUUUCUCCUUUCCGCCUCCCGGAGUGACGUCUGUUUUUUAAAAGGAAUAGGGAAGCAGUGUUCACUCCAAAGACUUCCAACUGAAUGCUGCAUCCUUUGUGUCCCAUUCCCUUUUUGAUUUUUACACAUCUGAGUCAAAAACAACAUAAGCUGACACACAUUGGACACGGAGACAGAGGAGGACAUAUUUGACAACAACCAGAAACCUUGAAGGUGGAUCGGUUGUUUAAAAAAACAUCAAGGUCUUCAAUAUUCAUAUUUGAUAUAUUUGAUAGCCAAAUAAAUAUGGUCGUGAGCUGCCCUGUUAAAUAACAGUAUGAAAAUCUAGUCACAUGGAUGUUGACUAGUCGAGAGUGUGUGUGAUGAAACCAGUGCUUUGUAAAGAGAUGGUAUUUGGGGGAAUGUUCAUAGCCUUUUGUUUUUGUAUGUUUCUAAGUGGAGUAAAUGCUCUUCACAGGAGGCGGGGUUACGUGAUGAAAAUGUGCUUGAUUUUGACUCCCACUGGCUGUGCCGAGGGAGUGUGUGUGUGUAUAAAGGCCGCUUUGUCUCGGAGACACACUGGUGACACUUAAGUGAGUGUCCAAAAACAGCCAUCCCUUCUUGAGACAGGAUGAGGGAUUAUGAGGUGAAACAGCCCCGUUAAAAGACAAGGGAAGACCUCCGACUAAAAAAUUUGCCUUAGCAUGAUACUUCUGAAUGUAUUUCUUUAUCUUUUCCCGGAUGAUUUUUUUUGCUGUCUUUGUACUCAACUGGCGGUUGCCAAUGCGGCUACACAGCAUGACGGUCAUUGGCAGACGUGAAAUAGGACAUGCCCUUUUCUUCCACAGGUUAAGGAGUGACAGGAAAUAUACAGAGUGCUCUCAGGAAACAUGAGAGAUAGUAGUUAGUCCUCAGGACAAAGCAGCACUGCCACAACACAGAGCAGAUGGGAUCAGAGAAAGAAGCCUGAAGUCUUCCUUUGCAGAGCAGGACAGCGUGUGUGUUGAAGUGCUGCAGGAGCCUGGUGCCUAGAUUAGAGUCAGACAUUUGAGUUAUGCACUUGAUGCUUCAGGGUAGAGACAGGAAGGUAGUAGACAAGAAACAGUCCAAAGUUUUUGGUGUUGUUCAUUCAAAAAACAUGAAUGCAUGUACAUGGUUACCUACUGUAUGUUUGCAUCUUAAAUAGAACUACUCAUUGAAAAAGACAUUUAGAAAAAUAUCUACGUCAUCGUUCACAGAAGAUUUUAGUUUGCGACACCUGUUACUUGUCAAUGUGUUGCCAGUUUGUUCGUAAUCACUGCAUCACUCCAGAUGAUCUUGUUUUGUGAUUAUUGCUGGAUCCACGUCACUGGUAAUUUUUGGUUACUGCUGCUCUAUUGUUUUAAGAGUCUGUGUGCUGGCUGUAAUUAUUAUUUUCUUCAUAUAAGCAACAUGUUCAAAACACUAUUGUUUGAAUUUAGUACUUGUAUUUGUAUGAAUGGCAGAUUUUCACUGCUGAGACUGAAAUAAAACAUCAAACACAA
Messenger RNA from Thunnus maccoyii (southern bluefin tuna), 2666 nucleotides. RefSeq names its product phosphoinositide-3-kinase interacting protein 1 (gene pik3ip1). Gene Ontology annotation, molecular function: endopeptidase activity; signaling receptor binding. The record is from RefSeq and is a predicted model, not a curated record. NCBI's taxonomy places the organism in Eukaryota, Metazoa, Chordata, Actinopteri, Scombriformes, Scombridae. The transcript is spliced from 6 exons. Bases 250 to 1095 code for a protein of 281 amino acids.